Messenger RNA from Capronia coronata CBS 617.96, 984 nucleotides. RefSeq lists its product as uncharacterized. Lineage: Eukaryota; Fungi; Ascomycota; Eurotiomycetes; Chaetothyriales; Herpotrichiellaceae. The transcript has 4 exons. The coding region runs from base 1 to 984 and encodes 327 amino acids. The record is from RefSeq and is a predicted model, not a curated record.
AUGCCUCAUUCAACUACAGAGCAAGAACAAACUGUCAACACUAGCAAGAGCCAUGGAGAUUGGCGUGACGACCUUUUCCGGGAUGGUUAUGUUGUGGUCAAAAAUGCCAUACCAGAACAGAGGUGUCAAUAUUACAUCGACCAGAUGUUCAAAUGGCUCGAGAAGUUCCCGUUCGGCUUCAAGAGGGAUGAUCGAUCCACGUGGACUCCGGAGCGUCUUCCCACUCAUAUGAAGGGCGGUAUGUAUCAUGGCUAUCGAGUACAGCAUGAACGCUUCAUGUGGGAGGCCAGACAGGAACCAAAAGUUUUGCAAGCGUUCGCCAGACUCUGGGGAACCGAUGAGCUGUUGGCUUCCUUCGAUGGCAUGAACUUCACUUUACCGUCAGGCACUCAGCUGCCACCUACGGAGCCCUGGCCACACAUUGACCAGUCUCCACGCAGAAAAGGGCUUCAAUGUGUGCAGGGCAUCUUGAAUUUCGCUCCCAAUGGCAUUGACGAUGGUGGUCUUCUCGUCAUGAAGGGUUCACACAAUCUUAUGCAGGAGUUCUUCAAGAUCCAUCCGGACGUGAUGGACAGACCGACCUGGGGCCCAGACGACUGGUUUGGCUUCUCUCAGGACGAGUUGAACUGGUUUGAAGAGCGAGGCUGUGAGAUUCUCAAGGUCUGUGCAGAUCCUGGGGAUUUGAUCUUGUGGGACUCCCGGACGAUGCAUUUCAACCAAGUGCCCAAGAGUCAGAACCUCAGGGCCAUUAUUUAUGCGUGCUAUACACCUGCAUCCUUUGCAUCUUCCCAAGAUCUCAAAACCAAGGCCGAACUCUUUGAUCAGAGAGCUGGAACAACACACUGGCCGCAUGCAAAUCUCCAUCCCAACGUCGAAAAGAAACUUCGUCUCGGAAAAGAAGAUUCGGCUGAACGAGAUCGUCCGUUCGAGGAACCUGAAGAGUCGGAAAUCGUGUUGAAGCUUGCAGGAAAGCUAGCCUACUGA